Molecule: messenger RNA, 1663 nt
Organism: Camelus dromedarius (Arabian camel)
Lineage: Eukaryota; Metazoa; Chordata; Mammalia; Artiodactyla; Camelidae
Gene: RPP40
Product: ribonuclease P/MRP subunit p40
Exons: 8
Coding region: 320-1231 (303 amino acids)
Biological process (GO): tRNA 5'-leader removal; tRNA 3'-end processing; endonucleolytic cleavage in ITS1 to separate SSU-rRNA from 5.8S rRNA and LSU-rRNA from tricistronic rRNA transcript (SSU-rRNA, 5.8S rRNA, LSU-rRNA)
Cellular component (GO): multimeric ribonuclease P complex; ribonuclease MRP complex
Molecular function (GO): ribonuclease MRP activity; ribonuclease P activity
Source: RefSeq, a predicted model, not a curated record
CGGCGUACCCAGCCGGCCCAGGAGGCCUCUUGCUCUUCUGAAGCGCUCUCGGGCUCUGGUUUGAAAUCUGAGGAACUUCCCUCCUUGCUUGUUCCGUCUGCGUUGUCCAGUCGGAGUCACCACUUCGCAGCGUCUGGCGGAAAUUCGCCAGGUGGCCCUGGCCGCAGGCACAACGUUAGAGCAACAUUCGCUGUUGCUUCGUGAAAAUGUCACCCUCACGGGGCGCCUUUUUCGCGGGCGUGGCGGUUGCAGCGUCAGUGAGGUUUCACUUCUGAUUCCUGAAUGUGGGAUACUAUCAAAAGAACUGAAAGAAGUGGUCAUGAAAACUGGACCCUAUUACUUUGUGAAGGAUUUACCUCUCCAUGAGUUAAUCACUCACGAAUUCAUCAAUACUUUCGUAAAGAAAGGUUCAUGCUACGCGCUGACGUACAACACAAAUAUCGAUGAGGAUAAUACGGUCGCACUGCUGCCAAAUGGGAAGCUAAUUUUAUCACUGGAUAAAGACACUUAUGAAGAAACUGGACUUCAGGGCCGUCCAUCCCAGUAUUCCGGCAGGAAAGUCAUGAAAUUUAUUGUUUCCAUUGACUUGAUGGAUUUAGCCUCUAACCUGGACUCUAAGAAAUAUGGAAGAGUAUCUUGGUCCUUCAAAGAAAAGAAGCCAUUGAAAUUUGAUUUCCUUUUGGCUUGGCAUCAAACAGGUGCAGAAGAAUCGGUGAUGAUGUCACACUUUUCCGAUUACGGAAUUCAGGAGCGUCAGCCUGACGUGGUGCUGGGCAUGGUGGCGGAGCUGCGGUGCCCGGUGCUGCGGAGCGGCCAGCUCGGGGGCGAGCCUGGGGCGGCGUGCGGCGCCCGGGAGCUCCUGGACUGGCUGGGCGCCGUCUUCAGCCACACCGAGCUAAAUAAUGAGCCAAAUAAUUUCAUAUCCACCUACUGCUGUCCCCAGCCAAGCACAGUGGUGGCAAAAGCCUACCUGUGCACCAUCACGGGCUUCAUACUUCCGGAGAAGAUACACCUCCUGUUGGAGCAGCUGCGUCACUACUUUGACGAACCAAAGCUGGCCUCGUGGGUGACCUUGUCGGUUCAAGGCUUCGCAGACAGCCCUGUUUCCUGGAGAGAAAACGAGCACAGUUUUGGAAAAGGAGGAGAGCAUUUAUACAACUUUGUGAUUUUUAGUAAUCAGGACUACUGGCUUCAGAUGGCUGUCGGGGCAGAUGAUGACUGCCCCCCGUGACACACGCAGGACAGGUGAUGACUGUCUGCUGUGAUACGUGCAGGACACGUGAUGACUGUCCGCCGUGACACGCGCAGGAUUAAAGUCACAUUUGUUUAUGUUUAUGCCAGUUUUCAGACUUCUCGUCAGUAGAAGGACUGUGUUCACUGCAACCUGGAUGGUGAUGACAUUUCUUAGAUCAGCAUCCGUUGGCAUCUGCUCUGGCCUCGGGCCCAUCCUGUGACUGCACCUGGGCCCGCCGUCCAGUGGAAGCUCAUAGUUGAUUCCUCCUUGUCAGUAUGAGCCCGGGGAGGGAGUCACUGUGUGGUGCCCUGGGCCGGGAUGGCCGGGGACCAGGGGUUGUGGGACCACUGGUAAGAUGUGUGCUGUGACUCAGGCACAUGAUUACAACCUUUCACACAAUAGUAGAAAGAAGUCCUCACAUCAUACUUA